Cryphonectria parasitica EP155 is the source of this 1533-nucleotide messenger RNA. RefSeq lists its product as uncharacterized. Bases 1 to 1533 code for a protein of 510 amino acids. NCBI's taxonomy places the organism in Eukaryota, Fungi, Ascomycota, Sordariomycetes, Diaporthales, Cryphonectriaceae. The transcript has 5 exons. The record is from RefSeq and is a predicted model, not a curated record.
AUGUUUCCAGCGGUCGAGCCUACACGUCUGCUAUUAGUGACAGAAGCCACACGCGUGGAGCUCAAAAAGUUCCAACUUGGCAUUUUCAAGCCCUAUGGUCGUUUGCCCCCCUCCCUGGCUAUCCCUACAAAACAACUCAGCCAUGAUAGCCUUGUUCGGAACUACGAGGUGGCUAUAACCUCUUGCAUCUCAAUUUCCAGUACGGGUACUCGUUCAGAGGCCGAGAACAAUGAGCUCGAUACACCGGAGGACAGAUAUGUGCGGAACAGGUGGCAGAACCUAGCAGACCAGAAAAUCACUGUAUACAACAUCCGGUCUCACAUCAAGGCAACAAGUGCCAAGAUCAAUAAAGCACGAGAAGAUCGGGAUGAAGCUGAGCACAAGUUCAUGUCUGCUGCUCGAUCUGUGCUCACCGACUUGCAAAAUCUCUUCCAGGAGAUGCAGGAGAAGCGGGAGACAUGUCGAGGCUAUGAAACGUCAAUGGAGACUUUCGAGAAAGAACUGAAGCAUGCUCAAGAUGAGCUUGAUCAUUUUGAACGGCUCCUUAUCAAUGGGCUCCGCAAUCCAAUUGAAGCUGGAGCAACCCGCGAGCCACUGAAACUUGGUAUACCGCCAUUGCCACAAUCCGAGCUGCUUCUAUGUCUCAAGAUGGAGCCAGCCAGAACAAACCAAUAUGCAGAGUGGAGAACACUUAUGCAUAUUGUGCUCGAGUUCAACACGGCAAAACAGAAACUGAGGGAACAUGUGCAAAUCUGCUGCGAAAUGAACAUCAUCCCCCGCUACAUCUCCUUAUCUGAAGCUCAGAGCUGGUUUCCUGGAGAUUUCUCCAUCGACGAAGAUUUGAAGGAUCUCAGUGAAACGGCUGCAGAGUGGACGGGAAACACAACAGUCACAAAAACGACCCAAUUCUCGGUUUUGCUAUCCAACCCUGCAUCUCAUCUUCUCCGGGAAGAUUUCCCACGGACUGCAAAGGCAGUUCUGAAAAAAGGCAAGGCGGCUCUGAGAAAAACCAAAGACUCUUCAGCCGAGCAUCUACAACUCCAGGCUGUCGUGGACUCUGCUGCCAAAGAGGUUUCUAUACAGAACCUGCUCAGCGAUGCCAAGGAGGGAAACAAGCUUGAUUUCAUCAACAGAUGGAUGCUGCAGACUCUACGCACUUCCAUACACGAGACUGAGACUCUCUACUCGCAGUAUCUGAACACAGGUCCAACAGGCGUCUUGGACCGCGACGAGUGGCAGGAGAGCGUACUAAGCAACUGGUUCGACGAUGAGGAAGCUAGCAAAACCCCGCCCAGCAUACAGUCUCAAGCUUCAGAGACCACGUGGGAAACAGCACCUCCAACAGCACCAUCGUGGCUCAGUGAUCCCUUCUCCAAUUUCAGUCUCUUGUAUGCAAGCGACGAUGAGGAAGAGCCGAUGGAGACCGAGAUGGCCUAUAGUAACGGAGAUCUCAAGAUGUCACAUGCAGCAGCCGAAUGGCAGGCUGCGGCACCAGGACCAAAUGGCAACGAUAUCACUUUGGAGAUGCGUUGA